Messenger RNA from Fundulus heteroclitus (mummichog), 613 nucleotides. It is a transcript of the gene map1lc3c, whose product is annotated as microtubule-associated protein 1 light chain 3 gamma. The coding region runs from base 16 to 471 and encodes 151 amino acids. Gene Ontology annotation, molecular function: ubiquitin protein ligase binding. The record is from RefSeq and is a predicted model, not a curated record. Gene Ontology annotation, cellular component: autophagosome; cytosol; autophagosome membrane. Lineage: Eukaryota; Metazoa; Chordata; Actinopteri; Cyprinodontiformes; Fundulidae. Gene Ontology annotation, biological process: macroautophagy; autophagosome assembly; cellular response to nitrogen starvation. The transcript is spliced from 3 exons.
CGGCCCGCAGUCAGCAUGCCUCCGUUGGACCGAACCCCGCAGCAGAACAGGCCCUUCAAGCAGAGGAAGAGCUUCGGUGGGUUUCCAGAACCAGGCAGGACGCGCCUGGAGCGCAGAGGACUCACACUGUUCUCUUUCUCUGCAGCUACCAGGAAGCAGGAGGUGGCGGGGAUCCGGUCCAAAUUCCCCAACAAGAUCCCGGUGAUCAUCGAGCGCUACGAGAAGGAGAAGUACCUCCCUCCGCUGGACAAAACCAAGUUUCUGGUUCCGCACGAACUCACCAUGACCCAGUUCGUCACCAUCAUCAGGAACCGGAUGGCGCUGUUGCCCAGCCAGGCCUUCUACCUGCUGAUCAACAACAGCGGCUUGGCCAGCAUGUCCCUCACCAUGGCGCAGGUGUACAAGGACCACCAGGACGAGGACGGGUUCCUCUACAUGACCUACGCCUCGCAGGAGAUGUUCGGACACUGACUGGACCUCGCCUUCCGGGUUUUAUUCUGCUGGCCUGAACCUGCUGUAAAUAGAAAAUAUUUUUAUAGAUUGUAACAUUUGUUCCACGUGCUGACUGUAAAACUUUUAAUUAUGUUCCAAUAAAUGUUAAAUCUGGCUGUGA